AUGACUACCUUACUUGAUCAGUCAAGUAAAAUCAAAAACUUGUUUAUUUGCUGCCUGUGCCCCCCGCGGGUGCUGAGGCUCUGGACUUGCAGGCGCCCAAGGACGAGGAGGAAUCUGCUAGUGGGCACUGCGUGUGUGAUCUACCUGGGGUUUCUCGUCAGUCAAGUGGGUCAUGUUUUACCGCAGCACAGAGGAGGACACCAAAAGAUCAGUUCCAGAAGUCUCCAAGAUGCAGCCCAAACUCCUUUUCUGGGCAUCCCACUGGAUGGCACCCUGUCACUACCCAAUUUCCAGGAACCCCAGCUUGGUAGCAAUGGGACCUUGCUGCCACCCAAUGUAGUUUAUAUCACCCUGCGGUCCAAGCGCAGCAAGCCUGCCAAUAUCAGAGGCACAGUGAAACCGAAGCGCAGGAAGAAACAUGCAACCCCUUUGUCCUAUGGGCAGCACUUUCCAAAAGCUGCUUUUAUAGGCCAGGAAGAGGCCUUUGCCCAACAGCCAGGGAGGGCCACACAUGCCGCCGGUGCAACGGGAGCAGCAAUAGCUCUGGAGGCGAGAAAACACCGACUGGAUGAACACAGGCAUAAAGGAAUGGCAAUCAGGGAGAGGGGUCACCGCAGACCUGGAGGGAUUUCUGGGGCUAUAAAGUCACAGCCCCAGCCUGAGGAAAGCAAUAUCAGGAUUUACAGUGAGAGCUCACCCUCUUGGCUGAGCAAAGAAGACAUCCUGAACAUGCGCAUGCUGGCAGAUUCUCAGAUAGAGAGCAUCCAAGAAGUACCUUCUCACAAAGCAGUCCUGGUAGUAUUUGGGAGGGGUACCAGCACCACAAGAACUGCUUGUAACCAGGGGCACUGUGGCAUCAUGAAAAGACCCCUCGACAUGAGCGAGGUGUUUGCCUUUCAUUUGGAUAGGAUUUUGGGGCUCAACAGGAGCUUACCUUCUGUAAGCAGGAGAUCAGAGUUCUUCCAAGAUGGUCAAGCCUGUCCUGUUAUUCUCUGGGAUUCCUCACUGAGUCCAACAGAUAAUAAUACCCAUUCUUCAGUGAGAUUAACCUGGGGGAGAUAUCAGCAGCUAUUGAAGCAGAAAUGCUGGCAGAAUGGCAAAGUUCCCAAAGCUGAGUGGGGUUGUACAGAAAUCCAUCAUCAUGAGUGGUCCAAGAUGGCACUCUUGGAUUUUCUUCUGCAGGUAAAACAUCUACUAAAUGCAGCUGUCUGCCUCAGAAUUUACAUGAGGACACAUGGGACUCCUAGAAAA
Molecule: messenger RNA, 1251 nt
Organism: Eurypyga helias (sunbittern)
Lineage: Eukaryota; Metazoa; Chordata; Aves; Eurypygiformes; Eurypygidae
Gene: GASK1B
Product: family with sequence similarity 198, member B
Exons: 2
Cellular component (GO): Golgi apparatus
Source: RefSeq, a predicted model, not a curated record